Messenger RNA from Oncorhynchus keta (chum salmon), 2716 nucleotides. Its product is annotated as probable E3 SUMO-protein ligase RNF212. Gene Ontology annotation, biological process: protein sumoylation; reciprocal meiotic recombination; homologous chromosome pairing at meiosis. The transcript has 8 exons. The record is from RefSeq and is a predicted model, not a curated record. Gene Ontology annotation, cellular component: synaptonemal complex. Gene Ontology annotation, molecular function: SUMO transferase activity. NCBI's taxonomy places the organism in Eukaryota, Metazoa, Chordata, Actinopteri, Salmoniformes, Salmonidae. The coding region runs from base 196 to 822 and encodes 208 amino acids.
UCAAAACAAACCGAAAAUCUGAAGCCAGCUAAUAGCUAGCUAAAGCCAGUAAAACGACACUGAAAGUAUUUUGAAAGCUUUCUAAUUCAACAGAGAAACAAAAAAAAAACGUUAUGUAAGUCAGAUGUUGAUCCGUCUUCAAUAAAAUAUCCGUUACUUUGAACAUUUUGCUAAUAUCUUAGCUAGCUGUAGAAAAUGCCUUACUGGAUCUGCUGUAACUCCUGCUUCAACCUCCCUGGUCCUGACUGCCAACUAGCUGUUGCCAGCUGUGGUCAUCUCAUCUGCAACGUGUGUUUUCAGAAAGGCAAACAAGGGGAAUGCAUGAUAUGUAAAGCAAAAUGUCAAGUUACUCCUCUCUCAGACAAAAGUAGUGCAGAAGUGAAGGCCCUCUUCUCUGACAUCAAUUCUGUUGCAACCAAACACUUCACAGAGAUAAGCAAGGUGUUACUAUUCCAGGCAAGGCACCAAAAGAGGCUGUUGGUGCAUUACCAGAAGAGGAAUGAAAAGUUAGAAGACGUUUUACUCAAGAUGAAGCAAGAAAUUCAGCAAAUGUCCAAAAAAAUUACUGCGCAGGAUGCAUAUAUUGCCAAGCUGGAGAACACUCUUCAGCAUCAAAGGUACCGUCUUAGAUCGAUCGACCAAUCAGAACACCCUGGUCAACCACUCAGCCAUCUGGCAGAGAUGCAAAUGACCGCUAACCUGCCUUAUCGUAGGGACACAGGGUGGGAGACGGCCAUAUUCAAGCCCCCGUCGGCCUACGGACACCCCUUCAUGUCCUCCCUGUCCAUGUCCUCUCUGGGGGCCACCUGCCCUCCACCAUAACACCGCCAAGCGCCAGCCAUCAUGAUGGCACAUGGAGACAUCUCUGAUCCACUUCAAUGCUCUGCACGACUGACUUAGCUGUAGUAUCAAGUCACUUGGUAAUGGUUGAACUCUUCACUGUGGAGAGAUGAGCUGUGGAAUAGGAAUUAUUGGUCUGAAAUUGAAUCCACUACACAGGGUUAAGAAGAGGUUUGAAGCUGUUGGGUGUGUUUGUACUGUUGCGUGUACAUUGUCAUUUUAAUGGCUACAUACAGUAUUAUUUCAUUGGUUCAAUGAAGUUUGUCACAAUAACAAAUACAUUUUUUUAAACAAAACAAUCAAAUGGAUCUCUCAGUAAUGAAUUGGCCAGUAAGACACUGAAAUCACAAAAUCUGUACUGUAACUACUGAGUCAUCAAUCAUUAACAAACUACUCAUCUGAUUGGCAUGUUUAGAGGUUGUGAUUUGCAAUAUAAUUUGCUGACAAAAAGUUAUGCUCCCUAUCCUUUCAAUGCAUUUGUCCACAAAAGUUAGGUAAACUGGCAAGCAAAAAAAAUAUGGGUAAAAUGUGUUUACCCUACACUACUGUUCAGGCUCAGUUGCCUUACCAGCUACCUGUGAUGUGAACCAGUGGCCAGUGGGUGACACUAUAAUCCCCUAUGCUACCAUGGACUCUGAUUUCAACACUUUUCUUUAGGGGAGAAUUUGAAUACAACUUUUGGGGAUAAGGAUCUACAUUGUGGAUUUGUUGUAUUUGGAAGAAUAUAUAUUGCCUCUAGGGUGGUCUAUGAGUAAAAAGAGGAGCAGGUAAAGGGUGGGGUGGUUGUGGCGGGCCCACUCAUGUUCUGUUAGUCACACACUCACACAGAUGUCCCGCAUGUGAAGGGCCUUUGAAGGCCCUGACUCCAUCCCAUGCUUGAGUGAUGUCAGCGGGGCUGUGGAAAGAUUCCUUUCCUGUCAGGCAGCUUGGCAGGAUGUUUGAAGAAAGGCCGAAAGACAACACCGAGAUUAGGCCGCUUUUGUCACGGCUCCGUGGCAGACUUUAAAGGCCUUUUGGCUACUUUCCCAUCACACAGAUUUCUUUUCUCACUCUGCAUCCCUCUCUUUUCACCAGCAAGGUAAAUAUUUGGGUAAACCACGACCUCUUUAGCUUUUUUGUGUGUUUUUUAUUUUCCCGGUUUUAAAUGAUAGCUUUGUUGAUGUGUAGGCCAUUCUGAAUGUCAUUGUGAAAAGAAGGAGGUAUGCAAACAGAGGGGUUUAUUCUCUGCCAGGUAUUCACAGGUGUGUCCUUCAUGGAUGCAGACUUCAUUCACCUGAUGCUUCCUUUCAGUGAGGACCAGUAAAGACCUCUGGACACUUUUUCAUCACCACAAUACAAUUGGUAUUUGCACAAGUGCACAGGAAUCUGGUACAUGGGUUCACACACUUUAUUCAGCACAUUUGAUUGUUAAAGAUUUUAAUCAAAGCAUGUCCACCAUCAGUAUCAAAAUAUAUUAGUGAUUUGGUUUUAAAGCGACAUAAUGUCACUGAUUGUUCCAGAAUGAGACAAUUCUCAUUCUCCUCCUCUUCACUCUGUCGACCUCAUUGACCAGCUGUGAACUCAACACCAAUGUCUUUCAACAGCACAGGUCUGCCUGAAUCAUCCUGCUGAGAGCUUCUCAAAUCUGAGUCCGUACGUAAGACUUGUUCAUCUAUCAUCUAGAACAAAAAUACUGACAGACAGCUAGAUUAACUGUUGCUCUGACUACCCCAUCUUUUAACAGCAAAAAUGCAUUUUAAAUAGUACAUUCAAGUUUUCAAUGACCUCGGUUUCAUUUACAUUUACAUUUAAGUCAUUUAGCAGACGCUCUUAUCCAGAGCGACUUACAAAUUGGUGCAUUCACCUUAUGACAUCCAGUGGAACAGCCACUUUACAA